AUGGCUGUAAAAUCGCUUCAUAAAUUUCUCCUGGUUGUGGGAUUUGUUUCUCUAAUCCACGCAGCAUAUUCUGCAGCCCAGCACAGAACAUACCUGAGAAUCACUGAGCAGGAAUUUAAUUCGCUCCCAUUUGAUAUCCAGCUUCAAGCGGUGAUAAGUUUGAUUGUUCUGGUGUACAGCAUCCUCCAAGUUGUUGGAGAUUUCCGGGAGAUUCGGGCAGCUGUUGAUUUGCAGGCAAAGUCCUGGGAAACCCUGGGCAACAUUCCAUCAUUCUACAUGUUCAAUCAUCGUGGAAAGAGUCUAGCAGCGCAGCAUGAAGAAAAUCCCGAAGCAAGUGUCGAUUGAACGGCUUCCGGGAACUCAUUGAUGUGAAUCUAUUUGAAUGUAAGAAAUCCAAUUAAUUGAAUUACAAAACACCAAAGGGAAAA
Molecule: messenger RNA, 428 nt
Organism: Phlebotomus papatasi
Lineage: Eukaryota; Metazoa; Arthropoda; Insecta; Diptera; Psychodidae
Gene: EMC5
Product: ER membrane protein complex subunit 5
Exons: 3
Coding region: 1-345 (114 amino acids)
Cellular component (GO): early endosome; Golgi apparatus; EMC complex
Source: RefSeq, a predicted model, not a curated record